Messenger RNA from Funneliformis geosporum, 2166 nucleotides. The record is from the annotation of a GenBank genome assembly. Lineage: Eukaryota; Fungi; Glomeromycota; Glomeromycetes; Glomerales; Glomeraceae.
AUGAGUCCAACUAAAGUAUUGAAAAAUCUAAGCAUUGAACUAUUAUUUAAUCUGCCACCGAAUAAUAACCCAAUCACUUUAACAAUAGUGAUUAAAAAAGAUCAAUUGUUGUUGGAUAUAGUAAGACAUUUUAUGAUGGAAAAGAAUAUACCGUGUUAUUUAGAAGUGUCAAUUUUAUCCACUAUUGAAGCUUUAAUGCUAGCAAGCUUACAUAAAGAUAUGGAAAAAGACGUUGAACUCAACGAAAACAAGGCAUAUAAGAUUCGAUCCGAACUUGUAGCAAAAUACCAAAAACACACGGCUCGUUAUAAUGAUGCUCCAUCAGAAGAUAUAUUUCCUAGGGCUUAUCAUACAUUAGUUCAUUCUCCAGUUUCGUCAAUAUUUGAUACAUUUUUACAAUUGGAAAGCAAUUAUAAACAAGCGAUAAAAGAAUUAAAUAUUGCAAGGGAAAGAGAUAAGUCGCUCAUUGAUGACAGACAUAAAAUAGAAGUUGAAGCGUUUGAACCUGGAAGCCAAGCUGAUGGUGGAAAAACCAAAGUAAUAGAAAGACAAGUUGAGGAAAUUGAAUUUCUUCAAGCAACUUCGACGUCAGAAUUAGAAGCAAUUCAAAGAUCACAGAAACAAGAGUAUUGUAAUUUUGUGUUGAUAUUAUAUGAAGCACAUCAACGUUUGUUUUCACAACAAGCUAUUAGAUUAGAUGGUAGAGAGAUUGUAUCAGAAGUUAUAAAUGAAAUGAAAACUGAAUGUAAAUUAUCAAAAGAAUUGUUAAGUUUAGAUUAUCAAUAUACAAAUGGUAGCAGGUCCGCUGAAAGCAGAAGUAGACAUGGAAGUAUUAGUAGUUUGGCAGAAAUUAUGCUUCACUCUCCUUCUCCUAUACCAUCUACCAGCAAUGUUGAUGAAAAAUCAAAUGUUAAUGGCAAUAACAAUGAAGAUAUUACUAAGAUCAAAGAUAUGGGCUUCACCGAUGAAGAAGCUAAAGUAGCUUUCGAGAUGGGCAACGGAAACAUGCAAGAAGCAAUUAUGUUAUUACUAGAUAACAAGGGGAAAGUAGAUGCGCAAAUAGCAAAUGGAGGUAUGAUAAAUGCAAUCCCGAUUCCACGACGUCCUUCAAUGAUUGGUCAAUCACAACAAAUGUCAUCACCUCCGCAUCGCCGUUCAAGAUCACAUAGUAAACAAUUGCAGUUGACGAUUCAGAAACAAGAAAAAAAAGGAACUUGGUCACCAAUUACAUUCCUUCAACAACAAAAAAAUAAUAUGAUGACCUCUCAAAAUAAUUCUUCUCUUAGAAAAUUAGGUGGAUUUAUUAAUAAAGCUAUGGAAAAUUUUGGAUUUGAAGAAGGAAAUGUGAAUGGGAAUCAUAUGCAAUUAGAAGAUCCUCGUUUAGUUGAAUCGUUUACUAUAUCACUCGGAAAUCAAGUUAAGGUUACUCAUAAUCUUAGAUUACUGGUUUCGGAUAUGGAUGAUUUGCUUAAAUCUUCUAAUGAUAUUGCUCGUGAUAUGGCUUAUAGAGCUCAAACCGCUGCUAGUUUAUAUUCUCAAGAUUUAACUGCAAUCAUUUUAUUAUUAACUCCAAAAGAUUGGCCAAUGUAUAAGUUGGGAAAAAGUGCUAACAAAGAAUUUUUUAAGAGAUGUAAGGAAUCUACAGAGCUUCAUUUUGAUAAUGUUGAGAAUCAAUUAGAAGUCAUUGAAAAUGAUUAUUCGCUCGAUGAUUCAAAUGGUCCUUCUUUGCAAGAGGGUGACUUCUUUAUCACACGACAUUCCAAUCUACCUUUGGUCCAUGUUGUAUUUCACUUGGUGAUUGAUUUUGAAUCAAUCCAAAAAUCCGAAUUAACGCACCGUUCACGUGUAAUUUCCGGAUUACGCAAUAUACUUCGGACAGUAAACAGAUUUGAUAUCUCAAAAAUAUCGCUACCGUUCUUAUUAUUACCAUCACAUGUUGAUGUGUUUUCUGAUCAAAAUUUAGAUGAAAAAGUACUUUAUCGCAGGGGUGAAUUAGUAUUAAAAUGUACCAAAGGUUUUAUGAUGGAAAAUAGUAGAUUACCAAAACAUGUUACAGCGAAAGAGAAUGAUACCAAGACCGUUUCAUUUCUGUUACCAAAGACUGCCAAUGAUCAACAAUUUCAUGAAUUUAGACUAUUGUUAACAAGUACUUUUAAGGCAAGUUAA